Cuscuta epithymum is the source of this 3326-nucleotide messenger RNA. The record is from the annotation of a GenBank genome assembly. Lineage: Eukaryota; Viridiplantae; Streptophyta; Magnoliopsida; Solanales; Convolvulaceae.
UAACCAAAAACGAGUGGCCGGUGAGAUCCUUUAUAACCGUAUGCUCUGUCAGAACAUAUAUUCCUAUAAAUCAAACCUCUGUUUCACAAUGGCUAUCAACAGCUAAUCCUUAGACUAAUCAAAAACCCUCCUUAACUCCCUCUCUCUUUUUCUCUCCUUGUCCAACAACAACAAAAAGAACUAUCUGUCUCUUAGAAGAAUAACCUCAAAGAACAGGGAGGAAACAUCCAUCUAGCCUAGCUACCCUUGAUACAGUACUUAGUAAACAUGGCUCUGGCAAAUGAAAUGUUGGGGCUCACAGUAUCUAGACCAGGUGUUCCAUUCAUGAGCUCAUCGAACCAGUCAGUGGAUCUUGACGGCUGGUUCGGCCUGAACCCGGAAAGGAGAAGGGGUUUGUGGGUGAAGAGGGUAAAACCAGCAGUGGCAGCCAUUAGCAGCGAGCAGAAAUGGGUCCAAGUUGUUGUGCCUCAGAAACCAGCUGUGGGUGUUGAAGUCAGAGCUGUGGUGACUGUGAAGAACAAAGACUAUGAGGAUUUUAAGGAAACUCUGGUGAAGCAUCUUGAUAAUCUGUCUGAAAACAUUGGCAGAAAUGUUGUGUUGGAGCUCAUCAGCUCUCAGAUUGAUCCAAAAACAAAGGGGCCAUACAAGAGCAGCAAGGCAGUGUUAAAGGACUGGUCAAAGAAGUCAAACCUAAAGACAGAGAGAGUGAAUUACAUAGCAGAGUUUGUGGUGGAUUCCAACUUUGGGAUCCCUGGUGCAAUAAGUGUCACCAACAAGCAUCAACAAGAGUUCUUCUUGGAAAGUAUCACUCUUGAAGGCUUUCCAUGUGGUACUGUCCAUUUCCCUUGCAAUUCUUGGGUUCAAUCCAAGAAAAAUCACCCUAAAAGCAGGAUCUUCUUCUCUAAUCAGCCAUAUCUGCCUAAUCAGACACCUGCGGGACUAAAAGCUUUAAGGGAGAAAGAGCUUAGACAUUUGAGGGGUGAUGGAACUGGAGUUAGAAAAUUGUCGGAUAGGAUAUACGAUUUCGACGUUUAUAAUGAUCUUGGCAACCCUGAUAAGGGGAUCGAUUUUGCUCGUCCGAAACUAGGUGGCAAAAGUAUUCCUUAUCCAAGGCGUUGCCGUACUGGUCGUGUUCCAACGGACACUGAUAUACAUGCUGAGAGCAGAGUGGAGAAGCCAUCGCCAAUGUAUGUGCCGAGAGAUGAGCAAUUCGAGGAAUCUAAGCGGGAUGCAUUCUCCACUGGAAGGCUUAAAGCUGUGCUCCACAACUUACUCCCGGGGUUGCAGGCUAAGAUCUCAGAGAAAAACGUUGACCUCAAAGGAUACCAAGACCUUGAUAAACUUUAUAGUGAAGGGCUCCUUUUGAAACUCGGGAUUAAGGAUGAUGUCUUGAACAAACUCAAACUCCCAAAAAUUGUCACCAAGUUCAAAGAUGGAGACCUCCUCAAAUUCGACAUUCCUAAGAUCAUAUCAAAGGAUAAGCUGGCCUGGCUGCGUGAUGAUGAGUUCGGUAGGCAAGUACUAGCAGGAAUUAAUCCUGUUUCCGUUGAGAGGCUAACGGUUUUUCCUCCCGUGAGCAAGCUUGACCCACAAGUCUACGGCUCCUUGGACUCUGCCCUCAAAGAAGAACACAUUCUUGGAUAUCUCAAUGGCAUGUCUGUACAUGAGGCCAUGGAGUCAAACAAGCUGUACAUUGUGGAUUAUCAUGACGCCUACCUGCCAUUUGUUGACCGUAUCAAUGCUCUGGACGGUCGUGCAACGUAUGCUACUCGCACCAUUUUCUUUCUGACUGAUAUGGGCACCUUGAAACCAAUAGCCAUUGAGCUUAGCCUGCCGUCAAGCUUUCCAAGCUCGCGGUCCAAGCGCGUGGUCACCCCGCCGGUGGACGGAACCUCUUACUGGAUGUGGCAGCUCGCCAAAGCUCACGUCUGUUCCAACGACGCCGGCGUUCAUCAACUUGUUCACCACUGGUUGCGGACACACGCUUCGAUGGAGCCUUUUAUAUUGGCGGCUCACAGGCAGUUGAGCGUGAUGCAUCCGAUCUAUAAGCUUCUGGAUCCGCACAUGAGAUACACACUGGAGAUAAACGCGCUGGCUCGGCAGGGAUUGAUCAACGCUGAUGGCGUGAUCGAGUUGUGCUUCACUCCUGGUCGGUACGCCAUGGAGAUCAGUGCUGCUGCUUAUAAGAACUGGCGAUUCGACCUGGAAAAUCUCCCUGCUGACUUAAUCAGAAGAGGAGUAGCAGUGGCAGACUCAACACAGCCUCAUGGAGUUAAGCUGCUGAUUGAGGACUAUCCAUACGCGGCAGAUGGGCUUUUGAUUUGGGGUGCGAUCGAGAAUUGGGUGAAAACAUAUGUGAACCACUACUACGCGGACUCGGACGCAGUGUGCAAUGACAGGGAGCUUCAGGCAUGGUAUGCGGAGUCGAUCAAUGUGGGGCACGCUGAUCUUCGUCAUGCGGAGUGGUGGCCAACUCUAGCCACGCCACACGACCUCAUCUCCAUUUUGACGACCAUCAUCUGGCUAUCGUCUGCCCAACAUGCUGCUCUCAACUUCGGGCAGUACUCAUACGGUGGGUACAUCCCGAAUAGGCCAACCCUCAUGCGUAGGUUAAUCCCCGAAGAGAACGACCCUGAGUAUGCCGUUUUCACAGCGGACCCGCAGAAGUACUUCUUCUCUUCGCUGCCGAGCUUGUUGCAGGCUACUAAACUCAUGGCUGUGGUGGACACAUUGUCAACUCAUUCCCCUGAUGAGGAAUACCUUGGGGAAAGGCCUCAACAGUCGACGUGGACGGGAGAUAGGGGUAUGGUCAAUGCAUUCUACGACUUCUCAGCUGAGAUUCAAGAGGCUGAGAAGGAAAUCGAGAGGCGGAAUGAAGAUGCCAGUUUGAGGAACAGGUGUGGUGCAGGGGUGAUACCCUAUGAGCUUCUUGCUCCUAGCUCUUCCCAUGGUGUGACAUGUAGAGGUGUUCCCAACAGUGUGUCAAUAUGAUAUCUGAAUAAUUGAAGACUUAUAAGUUUGUGCAUGGCCGGCAGUUGAAUAUGUGUAUGCAUAAACGGAUUGCACUUUUCCAGCUAUUCCUCAAAGAAAUUUGGAAUUACUAAUGUAGAUCAAUUAAUAUAUUACAAUUAGUUGAUUUAAUUUAAACAUAGAGAAGUGAUAAAAUGGAAACAUGAAUCAAUGAAGCAUAUCCUUCCUACAAUAUUGCACUUUUACUUGGUUAAAAUCGGAAAUUUAGAUAACCGCUAUCAAGCACAUUCAUUAUUUGACAUGUAUCAACUAUCAACCAACUUUUGCCAUUUUGGCCGUCAAUUGAUCUAAUUGUG